Molecule: messenger RNA, 1749 nt
Organism: Aureococcus anophagefferens
Lineage: Eukaryota; Pelagophyceae; Pelagomonadales; Pelagomonadaceae
Exons: 4
Coding region: 1-1749 (582 amino acids)
Source: RefSeq, a predicted model, not a curated record
AUGCAGGUGCAGAAAAAAGCACACAGAGACCAGGAACGGAACCUGGGCGUCGAUGGGCUGCUGAUUGACGUGGAUUUUGCCGGUUGUUUUGCGCACUGUGUAGCGGGAAUCACGCUUGUCAUCGCUGCGCAUGAACUCAGUGCCGGCCAUUGCAGGAUUUGGGAACUGCGCAAAUCCUGCAAAUGUCGUGAUCUUGCCAAACCUUGCCGUUCUUCUGGUAGCCCCGUUAGCCCAAUGAUUAAAAUUUGCAAAUUCUUGCUCUCGUCACGGGUCGGGCUGCUGCAUGCGUCUAAGCAACUCAAUUACGAUUCGUGGAUAUCUAUCCUAGGCGCGAUGUUGCAACUAUCACCACGAGACGCGCUAUGCUUGGUUCAAGCUGAUCCCCAGAUGAUCGAUCGGCUCAUGAGGCCACUCUGCCGCCCACUUAGCGUGUUGGUGCAAUUGAUAAUUGCAGCGGAAACAUACGGCGACAGUGAAUUGCGCAAAACUAUGAGCGCCCGCCUCUAUCUAAUGAAUAUAUCGGGUCGCGUACGUGUGUGGGCACGAGGCGAACAUACCGGAUACAUGCAUACAGUUUGCCGUCUAGCUUGUGAGAUGGCCAAGUUUGGGGAAAGUCAAGGACAGCGCAAACUUGCAACGGCUCCAGCCGUAGAUCUAUGUGUUACUUUCUGUACUAACCAGGGAGUUUUUCAGGUGGCAUGUGAGGCUAUUUCCGCGAUAGCUCAUUGCAGAGAUGACACAGAUGAACAAGUGGUUGAAGACGCUCGAAUUUUUAAUGCUAUUCUUGAUUCGGCAUUAUCGGAGAUGCGUUCUCAGAACGCUUAUCCGAGAGUGACACUUGCUCUAGUUAUGACGCUAAGCCUGCUGAGUGCAUCUCAAAAACUUGAUGCGCAAACUAUCUCCAAAAUUAUGUCAUUGUCUGAGGAGAGAUGGCCGGUUGCACAGGGGCUUCUUUUACACGAAUUGAUUCAAUUUUGUGAGCUGGACAAUUACCAAGACGGGCAUCUCGCAGGAUAUGGUCGUGGCAGAUUUCGAGAAGCUUGGCUUAUAUUUCACCAAGAUAACAUCAUUGCUGACCUCGCAGUGAAGUGUCUGGGGAAUGCACAAAAAUUCCCUGCGAAUGUGUGUCACAGUAUUGAGCAAGGAUGUGUUCCCAUACUAUGGCUUGCAGCGAGUGCCAACGAAAUCGUGACUGUGCGCCGAAAAUGCUCGGUUUGUGUCGCUCUGUCCAACCAACGCAACUUCCUUGCAGACUGCGUGUCAACGUCAGCACUUCUUUCCCGUGAGCAGUCGGUCCCACGCCAUGGUGUUGUACAAUGCUUACAGAAGAAUGUUGUGUUGGCUCUGAUUCUUCUGGCCGAAGAGCAGCCAGUAUCGAAUGUUGUUACUUAUCGCAUAUGCGAAAUUAUAGUGUCUUGCACGACAGACCACGGCAGCAUGGUCGAUCUCCUUCAAGUUGUAGCAACCCUCCUGGAACCCAGCGAGUUACAUCAGCAGAUGAUGCCACUUGAUCACAAAAAUGGAGCUCCUAGCAAAGGUAUCGUUGCGCUUGUGCGAUCGACUCAGGGCGACACAAAGAUAAUCUUACCACCAGUUGAUUUCCUUGCUGGACUGAGCUCCACGCUCCUUGCAAUUUACAGCAGCCUGCAUGCGAACAGCGGCCAGCUCCCUGUUCUCCGAGGUGAUUACGCGAUUUGGGACAACAUAUUUGCACAGGCCUUAAAUAGUGCGCAUGUAUCUGAAAGGUGA